AUGCCCCUAGGGAGCGGAAACCGCCUCCGCGCUGCCGCCUCCCGCCACUACUCCGCCCUCUUGUCUCCCGCCGCUGUCUGCACGAUCCCAACGUUUGACGCAUCAAGUGGUGACCAAAACCCGCCAAAGCACCAAAUAUCUGUUCAGAGGGCGCCAGAUGAUGGGAAGCUUGAAGGGGACCAGACUUCAUUGCGAAAGCAGCAACAUUUACCCCUGGAAUUUGCAUAUGACUUAGAGCUCCAGAGGGAUCCGGGAGGCAGUCUCAUCGAGUAUGGCUGCGGAGCUUGGAGUGUUGUUUACAGUGCCACAUCCCGCUGGAUCCGCACACCUCGAGACUCUCCGCCGACACCACCCCAACGAAGGGUAUCGACAUUUACUUCAGGCUCCAACCUUGCAGUUAAAUCUCCAAUGCGGUGUGAUGCGAACUCCAUCCUCCUUGCAGAAGCGCGACUUCUCUCCCGGCUCUCUACCAUCCCUGGCGUAGAGCAUCACGUAGUCCCCUUCCACGGGUUUAUCUCCUCGUCCAAUUCCCUUGUCCUAUCGGCACUCCCGCUCAGUCUCUCGACAUAUAUAAGCAAUCAAGCCGCCUCUGCGCGACAAACGUUCUCGACCAAAACGAUGUUUGAUCCGGUCCUCAGCAUGCCCCAGUGGCUUUCGCUUGCAAGGAAGCUGGUCCGCGGCUUGGAAUGGCUGCAUUCGCGUGCCCAGAUCGUCCAUGGAGACAUCAAGCCGCAAAAUAUCCUGCUCAGACCCCAAGAAUCGUCCGAUAGUGAUUGCGCAAAAGACCAUCUAUUCCCUUAUGAACCCCUCUACAUAGAUUUUACGUCCUCGUACGACCCGUCCACCACCGGACUUAGCCCACAGGGUCCCAGCCCCUCACUGUCAGCCCUAUCACCGCCUUUCGCCGCACCUGAACUGCUUACGGUCCAAUCUCUGAAAUCCACCGAGGUGGUCCAAUCCAAGGGCUCCGACGUGUUCUCCUUGGCGGUCACACUGCUCGCGGCUGUCACCGGCGACUUGCUGCUGCAUCCCGGAUCAAGCAAUAUGCAGCGGUUGGCCAUGUCGAGGGAGGGUCAUCGGGUCUUGGAUCAUGUUAGAUCUGGCGUGCAUGGCUCGAGGCUGCCAAUAGGGGGCAUCGUGGAAAAGAUACUCUCUCCGGCUGUUGUGAAGGAUCCGGAGACCAGAAUCAAGCCGGCUGACUGGCUCCGGAUGAUUGAGGAUGUUAUUGCUGCCGAGGACCCGCAUAAGUGA
Molecule: messenger RNA, 1251 nt
Organism: Histoplasma capsulatum G186AR
Lineage: Eukaryota; Fungi; Ascomycota; Eurotiomycetes; Onygenales; Ajellomycetaceae
Product: protein kinase
Exons: 2
Coding region: 1-1251 (416 amino acids)
Biological process (GO): peptidyl-serine phosphorylation; autophagy
Cellular component (GO): cytoplasm
Molecular function (GO): ATP binding; protein serine/threonine kinase activity
Source: RefSeq, a predicted model, not a curated record